AUGGAAUUUGCAGUAUGUCAGCAUUUCCUUGAUAUUAAUGCUUACUUUUUCACUGCAGUUUCCAAAACGAAGAAGUCAGGUUCUCUGAGGGAUAACGAGCUGGACAAAGACAACUUCUGCGGUAAGUUUUUCAAUCUUUAACUUUUUUUGUAAAGUCUAGCCAAGACCAGGAAAAUAAUAAGAUAUGGAAAAGUUCAAUAAUUGAUAAAAUUAUUGGGGGAGUGUCCACAGCCCCUGCCCUCUUUGGGUGUUGCUGCGUUUUAGAUGAUCAGUACAUAUAUUUACAAACAACCAUUGACAAACUAAUGUAUGAAGACAACAAUUAAGGGUCUUAAAUCUUCCACUCCUAAUUAUUAUAAUGAAUUUCUUUUUCUCAUAGUUACAAAGUCAAAGAAACGGAGAACAUUCAACCAAAGCGACGAAGACUGGUCAACUGGUAAGUCUGGUGAGGUCAACAAACUUGCCCACUGCUUGGUUCUGUUUUUGAAUUGAACGAGCGUGAUAUGAACUUAGCAUCUUGGGGAAACAAUUUGCAUCCGGCAAUGAUAUGGUGGCAUACAAGUGGUUUUGACAUGUUGAAAUUAGAGGUCACUAGGCAUAGAUGAAUAGUCAAAGUGGCAUUAAUAUUUCGAAAUGAUUUUAUUGUAUUCAUAUAGUUCUUUAAUAGAAACAAAGUUUUGCAAAAAAUCUGUUUCAAAGUUGUUCCAACUUCGUUUGUUAUGCACGCUGAUUCCAACGUGAACAGUUAUAUUCAUAAAUAGCUCAUAUACCUAUUUCCUAACCCGAGACAAAUUUGGUGGCAAUAUUUGCUCUCCAUCUAUCAAAUUCAUCCAAUGCCAAACCGUUCUUCGUAAAGCUCUAACAAUAUAUUAAUGUUCAAUGCAAAAAAGACAGUUGAUUAAGGAACAAAGUGAGCAUUUCAAGAAUGUUAAAUUAAUAAAUAUUUCAAUCAGCAGUCUCGCAGUUUUUGUGACUGAUGAAAAAAUAAAUUCACUUCUGUGGAAAUUUUAUCAGCAAACUCCAUCGAGUUCUUUUGAGUGCCCCCAAAUCGUUCUUGCAGUAUGUCAGCAUUUCUUUAAUAUUAAUGCAUACUUUUCACUGCAGUUUCCAAAAUGAAGAAGUCAGAUUCUCGGAGGGAUAGUGAGCUAGACAAAGACAACUUCCCAGGUAAAUUUUUCUCUAAGUAUUUCAAUGUUUAACUUUUUUUGUUUUAGUCUAGCUCAGACCAGGAAAAUAAUAAGAUAUGGAAAAGUUCAAAAGUUGAUAAAAUUAUUUGGGGGAGUGCCCAAAGCCCCCCCCCCCUUUAGGUGUUGCUGUGUUUUAGACCAUAAGUACAUAUGUUUACAAACGAACAUUCACAAACUAUUGCAUGAAUACAGCAAUUAAUGUUCUAAUUAAAUCUUCCACCCCUAAUCUUAAUAAUGAUUUUUUUCUGUCAUAGUUACAAAGUCAAAGAAAUGAAAAACAUUCAACCAAAGCGACGAAGACUGGUCACCUGGUCAAUUCAAAAACAGAACCACUGCUUGGUUCUGUUUUUGAAUUGAACGAGCAUGCUACUGAACUUAGCAUCUUCGGGAAACAAUUUGCAUCCGGCAAUGUUGUGGUGGCAUACAAGUGGUUUUGACGUGUUGAAAUUAGAGGUCACUAGGCAUAGAUGAAUAGUCAAAGUGGCAUUAAUAUUUCGAAAUGAUUUUUAUUGUAUUCAUAUAGUUCUUUAAUAGAAACAAAGUUUUGCAAAAAACCUGUUUCAAAGUUGUUCCAACUUCGUUUGUUAUGCACGCUGAUUCCAACGUGAACAGUUAUAUUCAUAAAUAGCUCAUAUACCUAUUUCCUAACCCGAGACAAAUUUGGUGGCAAUAUUUGCUCUCCAUCUAUCGAAUUCACACUUGUUCUUCGUAAAGCUCCAAAAAUAUAUUAAUGUUCAAUGCAAAAAGGGAAUGGAAUUUGCAGUAUGUCAGCAUUUCCUUGAUAUUAAUGCUUACUUUUUCACUGCAGUUUCCAAAACGAAGAAGUCAGGUUCUCUGAGGGAUAGCGAGCUGGACAAAGACAACUUCUGCGGUAAGUUUUUCAAUCUUUAACUUUUUUGUAAAGUCUAGCCAAGACCAGGAAAAUAAUAAGAUAUGGAAAAGUUCAAUAAUUGAUAAAAUUAUUGGGGGAGUGUCCACAGCCCCUGCCCUCUUCGGGUGUUGCUGCGUUUUAGACGAUCAGUACAUAUAUUUACAAACAACCAUUGACAAACUAAUGUAUGAAGACAACAAUUAAGGGUCUUAAAUCUUCCACUCCUAAUUAUUAUAAUGAAUUUCUUUUUCUCAUAGUUACAAAGUCAAAGAAACGAAGAACAUUCAACCAAAGCAACGAAGACUGGUCAACUGGUAAGUCUGGUGAGGUCAACAAACUUGUCCACUGCUUGGUUCUGUUUUUGAAUUGAACGAGCGUGAUAUGAACUUAGCAUCUUGGGGAAACAAUUUGCAUCCGGCAAUGAUAUGGUGGCAUACAAGUGGUUUUGACAUGUUGAAAUUAGAGGUCACUAGGCAUAGAUGAAUAGUCAAAGUGGCAUUAAUAUUUCGAAAUGAUUUUUAUUGUAUUCAUAUAGUUCUUUAAUAGAAACAAAGUUUUGCAAAAAAUCUGUUUCAAAGUUGUUCCAACUUCGUUUGUUAUGCACGCUGAUUCCAACGUGAACAGUUAUAUUCAUAAAUAGCUCAUAUACCUAUUUCCUAACCUGAGACAAAUUUGGUGGCAAUAUUUGCUCUCCAUCUAUCAAAUUCAUCCAAUGCCAAACCGUUCUUCGUAAAGCUCUAACAAUAUAUUAAUGUUCAAUGCAAAAAAGACAGUUGAUUAGGGAACAAAGUGAGCAUUCCAAGAAUGUUAAAUUAAUAAAUAUUUCAAUCAGCAGUCUCGCAGUUUUUGUGACUGAUGAAAAAAUAAAUUCACUUCUGUGGAAAUUUUAUCAGCAAACUCCAUCGAGUUCUUUUGAGUGCCCCCAAAUCGUUCUUGCAGUAUGUCAGCAUUUCUUUAAUAUUAAUGCAUACUUUUCACUGCAGUUUCCAAAAUGAAGAAGUCAGAUUCUCGGAGGGAUAGUGAGCUAGACAAAGACAACUUCCCAGGUAAAUUUUUCUCUAAGUAUUUCAAUGUUUAACUUUUUUUGUUUUAGUCUAGCUCAGACCAGGAAAAUAAUAAGAUAUGGAAAAGUUCAAAAGUUGAUAAAAUUAUUUGGGGGAGUGCCCAAAGCCCCCCCCCCCCUUUAGGUGUUGCUGUGUUUUAGACCAUAAGUACAUAUGUUUACAAACGAACAUUCACAAACUAUUGCAUGAAUACAGCAAUUAAUGUUCUAAUUAAAUCUUCCACCCCUAAUCUUAAUAAUGAUUUUUUUCUGUCAUAGUUACAAAGUCAAAGAAACGAAAAACAUUCAACCAAAGCGACGAAGACUGGUCACCUGGUAAGUCUGGUGAGGUCAACAAACUUGUCCACUGCUUGGUUCUGUUUUUGAAUUGAACGAGCAUGCUACUGAACUUAGCAUCUUCGGGAAACAAUUUGCAUCCGGCAAUGUUGUGGUGGCAUACAAGUGGUUUUGACGUGUUGAAAUUAGAGGUCACUAGGCAUAAAUGAAUAGUCAAAGUGGCAUUAAUAUCGCCGAAAUGAUUUUUAUUGUAUUCAUAUAGUUCUUUAAUAGAAACAAUUUUUACAAAAAACCUGUUUCAAAGUUGUUCCAACUGUGUUUGUUAUACACGUUUAUUUCCAGCAAAUAUUAUAUUUAGUUUGACUUUUUAGAACACGUAAGGAAAUACGAACAAAUAACAAAAUAUAAUUGAUAAGAACAUAUAAAAAAUAAGAACAUGUGAUGCGCUAACGCAAACUCGAUUUCUCGACGACAAAAAACCCCCAGAAAAUUAGGGAUUUAAAGCGCUUGAUCUUUCAGGUUGGAAAUUGGCAGAUAGUAUACUUCAAAAUAAGUUUUCCGCAAAAUAAGUCUAACGCAAAACUAAACCCAAACCCUAAUACUAACCCUAACUCUAACCUAACUUAUUUAAAAAUUGAUAUAAAAAUGGAAAUCGUAUUUUGAAGUAUACUAUCUAGCAAUUUCCCUUUCAGCUAGGUCAGUGUAAUUAGUCACCGAAUGCGCGGUAAUUACUUAACAAUUAUUCGCCAAAGGCAAAGUGAUUACCAGUGAAUAUUUACUGAGACGAUGUUGAGAUGAAUAUUCACCAUAAUCACUGAGCCUGAGGUGAAUAAUUGUUUUAGUAUAAAUUUUUAAGGAAUAAUACAAAAUAACCAAAUAUCAGUUCAAUUAAAAUUCAGAAAUAAAACUGUUUUCGCCCUGUUUACGGUUACUGUCACUGAUAGGUUAGGGUCGGGGUUAAGGUUCAGGUUAGUGUUGCAGUGGUUCUUGUAAGCAAUCUUUCAUUUUUUUGUAAAGUCUAGCCAAGACCAGGAAAAUUAGAAGAUAUGGAAAAGUUCAAUAAUUGAUAAAAUUAUCGGGGGAGUGUCCACAGCCCCUCCCCUCUUCGGGUGUUGCUGCGUUUUAGACCAUAAGUACAUAUAUUUAUUAACAGCCAUUGACAAACUAGUGUAUGAAAACAACAAUUAAGGGUUUUAAAUCUUCCACUCCUAAUUAUUAUAAUGAAUUUCUUUUUCUCUUAGUUACAAAGUCAAAGAAACGAAAAACAUUCAACCAAAGCGACGAAGACUGGUCAACUAGUAAGUCUGGUGAGGUCAACAAACUUGUCCACUGCUUGGUUCUGUUUUCUUUCUGAACGAGCAUGAUACUGAACUUAGCAUCCUGGGGAAACAAUUUGCAUCCGGCAAUGUUGUGGUGGCAUACAAGUGGUUUUGACGUGUUGAAAUUAGAGGUCAAUAGGCAUAAAUGAAUAGUCAAAGUGGCAUUAAUAUGGCCGAAAUGAUUUUUGUUAUACAGGGUGUCCCAAAAAAAAUGAUGCCCCCCAUCAUAUUUUGUGGUACUACAUCGUUACCUGUAAUUCAAAUUUUUUCAUUUUUUUUUAUCAAUGAACAUAUUACAUUAAUCGUUGCAUUUUUUCGCACCAAAAUAUUUAACCGUUCGCCUUCUAGUUACUUAAGGUGGUGACACCAAUAUUGCCACUUGUCCAAAUUGAGGAUAUUAGGUUAAACAUAUUACGGAACGUCACAAAAUAUUUUAAUGGUAAAUGGCUACAUAUAUUUUCUAAAACUUGUAAUUAGUUGUAGCCAAAAUCGUACAUUAAUUUUCUGUAAAAAUAAUAAAGCAAUCCUCAGAAAAGGGGAAAGACUAGUGCCGGAAUCCCAAUAUUUGCUCUUUCAUGGAACAAAUUGAACGGAAAACAGCAAAUUUAAGGCAUUUUCCCAACCUUAGCUUUGCCUUUGUCAAUUUGCCAGGGAUUUUUCAUCUUUUUUUAUUAAUUUCUACAAGAAACAAAAGUUUAAUAAUAGAGAUAAAAAAAUCUUGUUUUUGAGCAAAAAGGUGGGUAGAAACUUUAGAAAUCCUUCUGCAAAGUUUGCAUUAUUUUUAACCUAAUUUCCGUAAUUUGGAUGGGUUGCAAAAUUGGUGUCGCCACCUUAAGUAUCUCUAGAAGCCGAACGGUUAAGUAUUUUGGUGAGAUAUAUACUACGAUUAAUAUAAUAUGAUUGUUUUUCAACCCACUGCAAAAAAUUUGAACCUUUGAUUAAAUAUAGCGAAGUAAUACCACCAAAUAUAACGGGGAAUUUUUUUUGGGACACCCUGUAUUCAUUUAGUUCUUUAAUAGAAACAAUUUUUACAAAAAACCUGUUUCAAAGUUGUUCCAACUUCAUUUGUUAUGCAUGUUGAUUCCAACGCGACCUGUUAUAUUCAUAAAUAGCUCAGAUACCUAUUUCCUAACCCGAGACAAAUUUGGUGGCAAUAUUUGCUCUCCAUCUAUCAAAUUCAUCCAAUGCCAAAACUGUUCUUCGUAAAGCUCCAAAAAUAUAUUAAUGUUCAACGCAAAAAAGACAGUUGGUUAGGAAACAAAGUGAGCAUUCCAAGAAUGUUAAAUUAAUAAAUCUUUCAAUCAGCAGUCUCGCAGUUUUUGUGACUGAUGAAAAAAUAAAUUCACUUCUCUGGAAAUUUUAUCAGCAAAUUCCAUUGAGUUCGUUUGAGUGCCCCCAAAUCGUUCUUGCAGUAUGUCUUAAUAUUAAUGCAUACUUUUUCACUGCAGUUUCCAAAACGAAGAAGUCAGGUUCUCGGAGGGAAAGUGAACUAGACAGAGACAACUUCCCAGGUAAAUUUUUCUCUAUGUAUUUGAAUGUUUAAUUUUUUUGUAAAGUUUAGCUACUAUGCCUUUCAUUUGUUUCUAUGCAGUGUCUUUUUUUUCAUUCCCAGAAGGUAUAUGGGCAUUGCUAAAAACAAUUUCAACAGAAAGCAAUUUGAACAUCUAUCACCGGAUAAACUUUCAAAGAAUGUGGAAACAAUACUCCAUCCCUUACCCAUUCGGCGCAUUUGUACAUAUUCUUCGUAAAGGCCAUUUUUCACUGCAGUCACUUUGCCCGCGCGGGUGGAGCGAACAUUACUCAACUUUCUCUGUAGUUGUCUAAUCUGUGCAUUUUUUGUCCGCCUGACCGCUUGCUCAAUUCAACUUUCUUGGCGUGCCCAAAAUUGGUCGCUCCACCCGCGCAGACAAAGCAACCGCAAUGGAAAAUGGCCUUAAGGUAAUUCCGCAGUUUUGCAUUGCGCACUUUUACUGCGCACAACUUAUAAUUUUAUCCAUUACAUUUACACGUACCGGUUUAAAAAAAUCAUUUUAUGACAAUUUUAGGUUACCUCAAAAAAACAUCUUUGUUACAUUCGUGCAAAGAAAUACGUCAAAAUCAAGGUUUUCAAAAAAGGCAUACAAAAGUGUAGCUAGGGUUCCUUGUGUCUGUUAUAUAUUUAUUUACUUGCAUUUCACGUUUUAAUGCCACAAUUCCCUAAAAAGAUCGGUGACCCCCGUUUUUUAACUGAUAAUUUAUUUCUUUGAUGCAUUUUACAUUUCAUAUCCGAAAUUAAAAGAAAAAUCAUUUCUGGAUCUUGAAAAAAAUACUUUAUCAAUGCAUGUUCUCAAAGAAAGAUAUGUAAAAUAAUGUGGAAAACACAUUUGUAGAUCAGAAUUGUACACGUUAGUAGUUUCACUUUGCUCAAAACACAAUAUUUUUUCAAAAAUAAUUACAAGAUAGGUUUACUAAAGCAAAAUCCGCGCUAAAAACGUCAAUAAAUAUCGGGCUAUUGUGAUUUUGCUGUUACUCGUAAUGAGCGUCAAGAUGGCGCCAUAUUGGGGUAAAGGUGGUAUAUUGUGAUUGUCAUAACUUCUUAACGAGUUCGGAGUUUGGCGGAAUUACCUUAAGAAGCUUUAUUCACAUGAAAAUUUGUAUAAUUGCGGAACCGAUUAAUUUGAAAAAAAAAGCAUUUUUUAUCAAGUAAACCACUAAAGAAGCUUCUUACAGCUAACUUAAAAUUGUUGAAUAAUGUGUGACUGAAAAGCACGGUAGUUGUGAGAUCUGUAAAUAGAAAGCACAACAUAAGUAUGUAGCUGCUGCAUUUUCUUGUUAUUAUAUUGCUAUGUAAUAGUUAUUGUUUCAGUCCAGUUGCAGAAGGUACUUAAUAAGAGAACACAUACGAUGUUGCAGCUUGAUAUUUUCUUUUUAAGAUCGAUCUCGCUCACCAUUAUAUUGUUCAAAGACGAAAAGCUCAUCAACAAAACGUAAAGGUAUGAACUUCCAUCCCUUUUUACCGAAUAUGUAUUUAAAUUUAAUGUUCAAUCAUAAGGUUAGAAUAUUGAUGACUAAAAAUUUAGGUCAGCAGUGUAUAGCUCAGAACAUAUAGUAUUCAACUUUAAAAAAGUACGAAAUAGAAAUAAUAUUAUGGAAAAAAUAGAUUUUCCCAACAUUAAUGGGGCGUACACACAACGAUUUUUAUAUAGUGUAAGACGACAAAGUUUUCAGUGAUUUUGCAGAUGUAAAUCUUUCGAUCCCAGACUACAUCUACAUGCACUAGAGCAAAAGUUUCAGUCUGAAUUUGUAAAACUUUCUGGAUUCCUUGUUUAUCUAGUGUACGAAUCUGUGAGGCGUUUACACUACACAUCAGUCGUCGAUGUAUUCGGAUCCGAUCGUCGAUGUAUUCAGAUCCAUCCAUUUACACUUACGGGACUUGUGCCACAUCUUCAAUAUUAUCUGCCAUAUUGAAUUCACGCUAACAUAUAAUUAUAUGAUCGCGGGAGCAAAUAUAUUUGGAUUCACCAUGGAAAACGAGUUUAUACACGAGAAAAUUUUCCACAUACAAAUGUGUCAGGAUAUAAAGUUACCACAAAUGUUUCCGGGACUAAACCAAGAUGAUUUACUAUAAAGUGAACGUACUUGCGUAAACGGCAAGAUGAAUCCGGUACUGAAAUUUCCUGUUUUGUGAUGUAUCCGAAUACGUUCCGGUUUUGUGAUGUAUUCAAUGUAUUUUUCUCCAAUGUAAACGGGGUCUCAAAAGGCUGUUAAGAUAAACAAGGUCAGUUUUAGCCACCUUAAAGCCUGCACUAGAGCUCCUCGCUUUUAUUGAGUGCCAUUUUCUGUCUUAGGGAAGCAAGAACAUCACAAAUGGACGAGAGAUGAGAAAAGGGCUGUUCUUGAACACUUGGAUAAUCACAUUCGGGAAGAAAAAGUCCCAAAUAAAGACGAAUGUGACGCCUACAAGCAAAAGUCUGGCGGCGCCUUGGACAAGCGUGACUGGAAGGCGAUAAAGUACUAUAUAAAAAACCAAAUUUACAAGAGAAAGAAGAUAACGAAAAGAAUGUAA
Messenger RNA from Paramuricea clavata, 8761 nucleotides. Lineage: Eukaryota; Metazoa; Cnidaria; Anthozoa; Malacalcyonacea; Plexauridae. The record is from the annotation of a GenBank genome assembly.